Messenger RNA from Candida dubliniensis CD36, 4017 nucleotides. RefSeq lists its product as uncharacterized. Lineage: Eukaryota; Fungi; Ascomycota; Pichiomycetes; Serinales; Debaryomycetaceae. The transcript has a single exon. The record is from RefSeq and is a predicted model, not a curated record. The coding region runs from base 1 to 4017 and encodes 1338 amino acids.
AUGGAUGCAGGCACAGGGGCUUUAACAUCAAAAGUUCGUUUAAGACAACACCUAUUAGACGGAGAACAAGACAUUGAUACACUAAGUGAAUCCUUACAACAACAUCAAUAUCAACAACAACAACAGAAUCCCAAAUACAACCGAUUUCAGCCGGCUUAUAUACAACAACAACAUCAGCAAUUUAUGAAUGUUCCAGGCGCAGUAUCCCACACAAAUCUGAUAACUUCGGCAUCAACCACAAAUUACGAUAUAAUGACACCUUUGCCUGCCACAGGAUCACCGUUCACUUCCAAUAGUAACCCAAGCUAUACAAACAUCAAUACGAACUCUUCAAGAAAAUCGUCCAUGACUUCCCAAACUGCAGCAGGAGUAAAUCGAUUCUUUCGAAGAAACAAAGGUGCGGACUUGAAUUUCAAUGAAGAUUCAGGGGCAGACAUUAUGGAUCUUACCAACGGAAGCAGUGUAUCCUUUGAGGAUAUCACUCAUAUGAGGAACAGGGGCCCCUACGCCAUGAGCUCUCAUAAGGCCCUUGAUACUGCACCAAUAAUUCCUACAUUGGGAGGUGGCGGAGCACUAGGUGGAAUAGGACCAGCUUCUGGCUCAAAAGUUAACAAUGUCCAAUAUAGGAAACAAAUGAACCAACAGAAGAAACUAGCGAUGAUCAACGGUGCCAGGGCAAAUUCGUUGGCAACAGGUAAUCCCAUGAUGAUGCAACAGUCUCAGUAUAUGGGUGGCGGGCCCAAUGACCCACGAACAAUGUCAAUGGUGAACUCCAACCCGAGAACGAUGUCAUUAAAUUCCCAAGGACCAAGAACUAUGUCCAUGAGAUCAGGCCCAUUCCCACAAAGGGUACCUUACAACCCACAACUACAACAACAACAACAACAACAAGCAUAUGGACCAGGAGGGGCAGGACCCAGAGCACAAUCUUUAAGAACUGGCCCAUAUCCUCCACAACAAGUACCCAUGGGUAAUGGUGUGCCACCAAAUGGCCCAAGAACCAUGUCAUUGAUGAACGGUGGAAUGCCAAAUAACGGUCCAAGAAGCAUGUCUUUAAUGAAUGGUGGCAUGCCUCAAAGCUAUCCUAGAACUAAGUCCUUGGGAACGCUGGGCCCACCAUUAGGAUAUCAGGGACCACCAUUAAGAAGUCAGAAUCUAGUUCCUGCCAAUCCUCCGCAACAGCAGUAUCAACCACCACCACAACAACAACAACAAAUGGACCGAGCAUAUGGGGCGCCUCCGCAAGAACAGCAAUAUUCGCAACCAAUUCAGCAGGCAUACGGUCCGGGUCAACAGCCAUUUAUACCUAGAAAUGCUCCACAAUUACAACAACAACAAUAUAAUCAAUGGCAAAAUUUACCACCGCAACCACAAAAGUUAUCUCAAAAUUCAAGUGAUUCCCUUCAAGAAGCAAUUGUUGAAGAAGAAGAAGAAGAACCACAACAGCUACAGCCUAAUAAUUAUAAUGCAGAUCCUAUUUCCAAAGACAAAUCUGAAACGCGUAAUGAAGAGAAUAUAAUUUACAAUUUUGAGAAUGAAGAUCCAAAUGCUGCCUUGUCUCGUAAGUCAACAUUAAAGAAGAAUAAUUCCAUGAGAGUUCGUAAAUUGAACUUAUUCAAUGAUGAAAAACCACAAACUGGCAAGAAAACUCUCUCCAGAAAGAAGCCACCUGUUAGUCCUGCCGAUGCCAAUUUUGCCCCUGUGAGCUCUAACGACAGUGUACAGAAUUCGGUAAAGGACCUACCUAGAAUACCAGAUACUUCAAACGAAGCAUUGCCACAAAAAUCUCCAAUCCCAGAUUAUGAAGAACAAGAAGAGGAGGAGGAGGAUCUUAACGAACUACCCGGUUCACCCACUUUUAAUGUUGUUGCUCCUCCUACUAGAGAGUCUUACCUUGAUGACGAAGAUACCAAUCCUAGUAACGAUGGAUAUAAAGCGUUAGGUGCAAACGCAAGAGCCUCUACACACGAUGUAUUUGUUACUGCGUUGGAUUUCAACUCUCCUCAAAAGAGUAACAAAUCCAUGAAAAUAGGCUCACCUCAUCCAUCCCCACAGAAGUCUCGCAUACUGGGCAAUUCUGAUUUUCCAUCGCCUAAUGUUGAAAAAGAUCAAAGUGACGAACAAUCCACAUUGCAAGAAGAUUCUGCAGGUGCUGAUACAUCGGCUGAAGACACAACCCCUAAGACGUCUCCACCACUCAAUAAUCCAUCAAUUAAUCGCAACAUCCUGGAUUCUAAUCUGAAAUUUCGAAAUAUUGUGGCAAAUACUGUUUUCAGUAAAUUUAGAUCCCCGUCAGCUGAGGCAACACCAAAAUUUUCUAGUCCAGUUAUUCCUAACCGAUUUGCUGAUGGUGAUGAACAGCAAAGAUCGGAAUCGUCUUCUGUUUAUGAGAGCAAUACUCCUAGAAAAAUGCUGAAGUAUGAUUUGAACAAUUCGGACACAGACGAUAGUGAAGUAAGAAGAAGAGAUCAAAAUGGGGUUUUCGAACAAAGCACAAAUGGCGAGACCACGCCGCCAACUUCAUCGACAUCUAAUAUUUCACAUAAAGUGGGUGAAAAGUAUAUGUACAUGGGUGAAGAACACGAAGGGAACAACGCCAGUAGUCUUGAUCAAUUUGGGUCUCUGUUGGAACCUUCACAGCAAGAAGAGAAACAAAAGGGAGGAGUUAAUACCCAUUCCAGCAGGAGAAAUUCAUAUGAUAGUAGUUUCUAUCAAAAUUUCAGCGAACCCAUUCAUGAUAUACCUGAAGAACAAAGAAGAUCUCAAGACAAAACCCCUGAUUUCACCCAAUUUAACACGGAUAAACAUGAAAAUAUUGAGUUGGAACGGGAUUCGGUGCCGAAAUCAAUUCUGGCGCGUCGUUCCUCUAGUGGAGAAUCGAUAAAGAUGCUAUUAUCGUCUCAUGGUAGUGUCACUAAAUUAUCGUCAGCAACACCAGCAUCUGGACAAACUGUGAAUAAGCGUUCAUCAUUUUCACUUAAUGGUACAAAGAAUAUCUUCAAAAGAUUUUCGAAAUCGAGCAAAAGAACGAGUUCUAUAGAUGAAGGUGAUUCAACAAUGAACCCUAUUUCGUCAAGAAAUUCUUCAAUGACACAAACUUCAAAGCAGCCUUUGUUUAGCAGACGAGUAUCAUCUUCUGGGAAUAUGAGUUUAUCGGAUCCAUCUGUGGCCAAGGCUGCAGCUAGCCAAAAACAACCGUUGACAUUUACUAAAGAAGAAAUGAGUAUCAUGAAUUGUAAUAAUGACUUGUUGAAUGAAUUGGAGUUGGUCACUACAGAGUUGGCCUCAUCAAUUAAACGAGAAUUAGCAUUAGAAAGUAAAUUGAGAAGCAGUCCGCAACAGCAACAGAAUUCUCCUAAAUUAGAUGAAGAAUUGAAAUCUGAACUCACUGAAAAAUCUCGGGUUAUUGCUGAUUUACAAGAAAAAUUGAGCAAAGAAAGAAGAUUGAGAUUUAUUAGUGAAGAACAUGCCUUGUUGGGUGAACAUGGACAAGCACCUUCAGCUUUGAAGUUAAAUUAUGAAAAAACUGAAUUAUACAAGCAAUUGUUAAUUAAAAAUGAUUUAGUUCAUCAGUUAGAGGAUAAAUUAUCUGAAUAUGAGAAAAGAAAUAGUGGAUUAUUACAACAUGAAAGGCCUUCACAUGAUAUUGAUUUACUUGAAAAAUACAAUGAGUUGUUGAAAGAAAACACUAAUUUGAAAGUACAUGUCGUUCCUGAUUUAGAAAGAAAAUUGGCAGAGAAAAGUCAAGUUGAUGAUUAUGAUGAAUCACAAUUAGAAAUUCAAACGUUAAAGAUGCAACGAGAUGAAUUAAGGGAAGUUAUCAAUAAGUUGACAUCACUGAAUAAUGCAGAAUUGAAACUUGCUCAAGAAAAAAUCAAACAUUUACAGUCUAAAUUAGAUGAUAUGAAACAAAUAAAUGAUAGAUUAACGAACAGAAAUGUGAAUGAUGGUAAAAAAGGUGGUAAAUUGAAUGGAUUUAGUAUUGUGAGUCCAACCAAAAAGCUAUUUGAUGAUUAA